AUGCAUCCUGCACCAUGCACGGCACUGCAUCAAAAACCGUACUCAUGCACGCCCCAGAAAUCCGGGGAAAUGUCCGAUGGAGGAAGGUCUCGUGGCAUGAAUGCUUCGCUACGGGACAUGCCGCAGUCGGCCAAUACCAAACAUGUUUGCAUCUAG
Plenodomus lingam JN3 is the source of this 156-nucleotide messenger RNA. The record is from RefSeq and is a predicted model, not a curated record. Lineage: Eukaryota; Fungi; Ascomycota; Dothideomycetes; Pleosporales; Leptosphaeriaceae.